This is a messenger RNA of Amblyraja radiata (thorny skate), 1965 nucleotides long. RefSeq names its product protein kinase C-binding protein NELL1-like. The transcript is spliced from 12 exons. Lineage: Eukaryota; Metazoa; Chordata; Chondrichthyes; Rajiformes; Rajidae. The record is from RefSeq and is a predicted model, not a curated record. Bases 361 to 1965 code for a protein of 534 amino acids. Gene Ontology annotation, molecular function: heparin binding; protein kinase C binding. Gene Ontology annotation, biological process: regulation of osteoblast differentiation; positive regulation of ossification. Gene Ontology annotation, cellular component: cytoplasm.
AAAUACCAAAUGCGUGCUGCACGCCUCGCCUCCGCGCUCCUCACGCCGGCCAAGGGGGUUCUCUCCGCCCGUGUGUCUCGCCAUUUCCCCGGCGAUGAGAUUGCGUGAUUCGAGCCUCGACAUCCACCUCCCCCCCAUCUCUCCGCCCUGGGUGGACUGGCCCUUGGAGAAGCGUCCGAGCCCUGGCAGCAGCAGCAGCAGCAGCAACAGCUACAGCUACAGCGCGAACAAGUCUCUCGCCAGUCUCGUCUCUCCGCUCGCCAAGUUUGCGCACGGUAUCUGAGCCGGCUGGAUAUCGUGGUGGCAAUCAGCUAUCUGAUCGUGCAACACACACAAAAACACACACACACACACACAAACAUGCUGCAAAUGGAUGUAAUUCCAGUCAUUCUGGCUUUCGUACUCUCCGCUAAAUCAGUCUUAGGGUUUGGAGUGGACCCUGACUUGCAAAUCGAUGUCACCCGAGAGCUGGAUCUCGCUAAUACGACGACUGGAGUUGCUCAGGUACCGGGGUUAUAUAAUAACAGCAAAGCAUAUUUGUUUCAAGAUGUGGAGAGACGGAUAGAGGCAACUCCACACAUGACGAAGAAAAUGAUCCAACUGCUUCGAAACAAGAGCGAGUACACCGUUAUAGCAACUAUCCAACAGAAGGUUUUAACCUCGGGAGUCAUCUUGUCCAUCCACCAGUCUGAUCUCAGGUAUUUUGAACUGGAGAGCAGCGGCCAAAGAGAUGAGAUAAGAUAUCACUACAGUUUCAACGGGAGAUCCCGGACUGAGGUGUUUCCGUAUCGACUGGCCGACGGUCUGUGGCAUCGCAUUGCGCUCUCUGUCAGCGCCUCCCGCCUCUUGCUUCAUGUGGAUUGUAACAGGAUUUAUGAGCGUGUCAUUGAUACUCCUCAGUCAGUGCUCACUCCAGGGACCAGUGUGUGGUUAGGACAACAGAACGCCAGGCACGGACUCUUUAAGGGCAUUCUGCAGGACGUCAAGAUCAUCUUGAUGCCUAAUGGAUAUGUAAUGCAGUGCCCGGACCUGAAUCGCACAUGCCCGACUUGCAGUGACUUCCUUAACCUGGUCCAAGGCAUCAUGGAUCUGCAGGACCUGCUGGCAAAAAUGACGUCUAAAUUAAACUAUGCGGAGUCUCGGCUGACGGAGCUCGAGCGCUGUUACUGUGAGAGAACCUGCCGGGUGAACAGAGAAGUGCACCGCAGCAUGGAAUCGUGGGUUGAAAAGUGCAAAAACUGUACCUGCAAGAACGGAGCCGUUGAGUGCAGACGGGUUUCGUGCCCUCCGCUAAACUGUCCCUCGGACUUUCGUCCAGUGUAUCGACCGGGCAAGUGCUGCAAAGAGUGUCGACCGAUCUGUCUCUACGGGGGUCGGCAGCUCGCCGAAGGUCAACGCGCUUUGAAAUCCAAGUGCCGCGAAUGCAGAAAUCGAACAAUGGCCAUUGUCCACGAGACCUGCCCUCCGCUAGACUGUCCAACGCAUGAACGCAUUCAGCCGGAGAACAGAUGUUGUAACGUAUGUCGUGGCCACGAUUUCUGUGCAGAAGGACAUCAGUGUGGUGAGAACUCUGAGUGCUGGAAUGUGAACAGCAGAGCCGUGUGCAUGUGCAAGGAAGGCUAUGUCCCCACACAGGGUGACUCGGCCAACUGCGAAGGUAAGGAGAUGGUUUUAUUUUUCUCUUUGGUGAUUUUGACCUUUGACCGUUCUCUGGCCUGUGAUUGUGGGCAUGACAGCCGAGCGAUUCAGAGCCACGGUGCCGGGUGGAAGAGGGCUUUGCCCGAGCCGGCUGCCUGCCUGCCCGUCUGCCCGCCCCUUUUCUGGGGUUUGGUCCACGCCCGGGUGGUUUUAGAGAGGGACUGCGCGCUGUCCACGGGUGCCCUGGAGGAUUUCCGGGACCGCUGGGCACCGCGCGGGGGGGAUGAGAUGUAUCCCCUCUGUAUGGAUGGUGAUAUCAUUGUGUAA